Messenger RNA from Physella acuta, 1846 nucleotides. Its product is annotated as MYG1 exonuclease-like. Gene Ontology annotation, cellular component: nucleus; cytoplasm. The record is from RefSeq and is a predicted model, not a curated record. NCBI's taxonomy places the organism in Eukaryota, Metazoa, Mollusca, Gastropoda, Physidae.
UGUGGCCUAAGCAGUAGAGCGCAAGGCGGCUAACCCAAAAGUCUCGAAUCCGGGUUCAAGUCAGUUGAACGUCCCUGAGUUCACCCAGCACAGAUGAGUACCUGUCUUAUGUUAGGGCUGAGCAAAGUGUUGACCAAGCCUUCCAUUCAAAUGCCUUCCUUUCAAGGAACAUAUGAAUUCUACAUCUGCCCAAUGGAUCGAACUAUUCAAGCAAAGAACACCCUGUUUUUGAACUGUUCUCGCUUUAAGUUCAAUAAUCAUCCUUGUUGGGCUCUCGGAAGAAUGUCUAUAACAUCAGAGCCAGCAAGCAAACAGCCGCACCUGAUGAAAAAAAUUGGCACUCAUAACGGCACUUUCCACUGUGAUGAAGUGUUAGCGUGCUUCAUGUUAACCCAUUUAGAUGAGUACAAGGAUGCUGAAAUUGUCAGGAGUAGAGAUCCCAAAGUUCUGGACACCUGUGAUAUAGUAGUUGAUGUUGGUGGUGUGUACGACCCAAGCAAGCAUCGAUAUGACCAUCAUCAAAGGAGUUUUAACGAAAGCAUGAAUAGCUUAAACCCAGACAAGAAAUGGGUGACGAAGCUAUCCAGUGCUGGACUCAUCUACUAUCACUUCGGCAUGGACAUCGUGGCGAAAGUUCUGGAGCUGCCGACUGACGACAAUGUUGUUAAGGUUGUCUAUGAUAAGGUGUAUGAGAAUUUUGUCGAGGAGAUUGACGGCAUCGAUAAUGGGAUUAAUCACUCGGAUGGUGAACCCAGGUACAGGAUCAGCACAAACCUCAGCAGCAGAGUGAGUACCUUCAAUGCCAAGUGGAACGAGAAGAAUGUGAAUGAAAUGGCCCAGUUUAAGAAAGCUUUAGAUCUGGUGGGCAGCGAGUUUCUGGACAGGGUCACCUACUACAAGACAACAUGGCUACCUGCACGUCAACUUGUGGCCGCUGCUGUAAAAAACAGAUUUGAUGUGGAUGAGAGUGGUAAAAUAAUCUGUCUUGAAGCAGGGGGACUACCCUGGAAGGAUCACCUGUUUACACUGGAGAAGGAACUGGACAUCAGCCCACCUAUAAUUUAUGUUCUGUUCACUGAUGACAAUGGUCAGUGGAGAGUUCAAUGUGUCCCAGUUAGCCUGAGCUCAUUUGAGAACAGGUUGUCACUUAAAGAGGAGUGGCGAGGACUGCGUGACGACGAGCUAUCUGAGAAGAGUGGAAUUGAGGGCUGUAUUUUUGUUCAUUCUUCAGGGUUUAUUGGUGGGACCAAAACCUACGAGGGGGCUCUCAAAAUGGCCAGGGAGAGUUUAAAUUCAUCCUAGUACCAUGUACUGUACAGAUUUUUGACAUAUACAUGUUUUCUAGAAAUAGGUGUCUCAUUUACAAGUUUGAACUAAAUAGAUGUUUUAGGGGAGGAAAGUCAAAUUGAAGUGAAAAAAGAGUUAUCCUGCAUUAACUUCUAAAUACUGUAAAGAUGUUCACUUAUGAGUAAUAUUGCUCAUUAGGUCAGAGUUAUAUGACUUGUAGAUAACUAGCUAAAUAUGUGUGGCUCUAUUUGUUAAGUACGAAGAACGCAUAACUAGAAAUAAAGAUAUAAUUAUAAAUGUUAUGUUUAUUUAAAUGUUGAUGUCGAAAUAAUUCAAACAUUGUGCAGCUCAAUGAUGUACCAGAGUUUUUACGUACUAUUGCACUUUGUGAAAAGCAUUUAAUUCAAUACUUUAUUUUGCUCAUUUUUUCCGUAGGAUUAAAAGUAUGUUUAUGUUAAACAAUAAGUUUUGUAAAGUUUUAUUUUGUUAACUUAAAAAGCAUACUGUGGCUAUGAUUUCUUUGUCACUAUAUUUAAAAAAAUAAAUAUGUUUUUUAAUU